Morus notabilis is the source of this 1060-nucleotide messenger RNA. Its product is annotated as WEB family protein At3g51220. The record is from RefSeq and is a predicted model, not a curated record. The transcript has a single exon. The coding region runs from base 58 to 717 and encodes 219 amino acids. Lineage: Eukaryota; Viridiplantae; Streptophyta; Magnoliopsida; Rosales; Moraceae.
CUCUUUUUCCCUCUUCAAGUCGUGCAAAAACUCACAAACCACACACAAAGAACGCCAAUGGAAACCGCAAAACAAGACUCCCACUCCGUCGUGGACACGUCCCGCCCCUUCCGCUCCGUCAAAGAAGCCAUCUCCAUCUUCGGCGAGCGGAUUCUCGUCGGCGAGAUAUACUCCUCCUGCUCCUCUUCUCCCAAGCCUAAUAAUAACAAUCGCGUCAGCGCCUUCUUUAACAUUUCUCCCGUUAAAGAAGAACCAACACCAAAAGUCCAAAACGACAAUGAAGAUUUUGUUGAUGCUCUAAAGAGAGUGGAGACUGAGCUUGAGGAGGCCAAGGCGGAACUGAGGCUGCUGAGGGUUAGAGAGCAGGAGACCGAGGUGGCGGUGGCGUCGCUCAACGCGGAGCUCCACAAAAACAUGUCGAGGCUGGCGGCAGCCGAGGCGGCCAAGGCGGCGGCAGGUGGUGGUAUUAAUGAUGAGAAGGAUCAGCAAGAGAAGUGGAGGAGGGAGCUGAGGAGGAGGAUGGAGAAGAACCCAACUUUGGCUCAAAUACUGAGCCUUGGACCUGAUGAGAAGGACACGGUGAAAAGCACUAUUACUACUACUCAUGAUUUUGGAAGAAAAAUGAUGGUGAAGAAGAAGCCUAUUGUUCCUCUUGUGGGAGAUUUAUUUUCCGGGAAAAAAGGGUCCAGUCCUCGUACCACAACAAAGUACUCCUAAUUAAUUAUUAUCAUUGAGAAGAUCAUCAAUUAAUUGUAUGUGCGUCCAUUUGUGUUUGUAUAAUUUGCAUGUGAUCAUGUAUUAGUUUUAGUUUAAGUUGUUUCUCUCCAAAGUCUAAUAUCUCCAGUCCUCCCAAGGGUGGUUAAUUUUCUGAGACGUGAAUGUGGUAUGCAUAUCUUCCAUGUUAAUUUGUUUGUCAUUUUCUCUUUUUUUUCCAUUUUUCUUUUGUUUUUAGUGGAAUGAGCUUUGUUUUAUAUGUAUCUGCUACAACGUUACAUGUAUUAAGGAGUGUCUUGUCUUUUAUUUUUCAAGAAUUAUUUUAAUUCUUUAAUUAAUAAAGAAA